Messenger RNA from Neltuma alba, 1252 nucleotides. RefSeq names its product serine/threonine-protein kinase EDR1. The transcript has 7 exons. Bases 1 to 852 code for a protein of 283 amino acids. Gene Ontology annotation, molecular function: protein kinase activity; ATP binding. Gene Ontology annotation, cellular component: cytoplasm. The record is from RefSeq and is a predicted model, not a curated record. Lineage: Eukaryota; Viridiplantae; Streptophyta; Magnoliopsida; Fabales; Fabaceae. Gene Ontology annotation, biological process: signal transduction; protein phosphorylation.
AUGGUGGUGGAUCUGGUCUUAGGAACUGUUUAUCACGGAAAAUGGAGGGGAACUGAUGUUGCUAUAAAGAGAAUUAAAAGGAGCUGCUUUUCAGGAAGAUCUUCUGAGCUAGAGCGAUUGACAAAAGACUUCUGGAGAGAGGCGCAAAUUCUCUCAAAUCUUCACCACCCCAACGUGGUUGCUUUUUAUGGGGUUGUACCGGAUGGAGCUGGAGGAACCUUGGCGACUGUAACUGAAUAUAUGGUUAACGGUUCCCUUAGGCAUGUCCUUGUCAAGAAGGAUAGAUUACUUGAUCAUCGUAAAAAGCUAAUAAUUGCCAUGGAUGCAGCUUUUGGAAUGGAAUAUUUACAUUCAAAGAAUAUUGUUCAUUUUGAUUUGAAAUGUGACAAUUUACUUGUCAAUCUGAGGGACCCACAGAGACCCAUAUGUAAGGUUGGAGAUUUUGGAUUAUCAAGAAUUAAACGCAAUACCCUGGUAUCUGGGGGUGUGCGAGGAACCCUUCCUUGGAUGGCACCAGAGCUGUUGAACGGCAGUAGCAACCGGGUUUCCGAGAAGGUUGAUGUUUUCUCAUUUGGCAUCUCUAUGUGGGAGAUAUUGACUGGGGAGGAACCUUAUGCAGAUAUGCAUUGUGGCGCUAUUAUCGGGGGGAUUGUAAAGAACACUCUUCGACCACCAAUUCCUCCCCGUUGUGACCCUGAGUGGAGGAAGCUUAUGGAAGAAUGUUGGUCACCUGAACCCGAUAGCCGACCAUCUUUUACUGAGAUAACUAGUCGUCUCCGAUCAAUGUCUAUGGCCCUCCAAGCCAAGCCUCAUAAUCAGUUGCGGCAGACAACAAACGGUGUUCAUUCCUGAAACCAAGGCAUGCUUUGGUCAUCCUUUUCCAUUCGUUGUCCAUUAUCUCCCAGCACCGAGUAUUAAAGUUGGCUUGAAUUCUUGAGGAGUGAGCACAAUUAUAUAGCCUGCUGUUUCUCUUUUUCUGUCGGCAAUAUCUUCAUUUGUUUAUUCUUUUAGUGGAAGUUGAAAUUUAGAUCAUGGUAUAAGUUGAUUGUAUCUAUCAAUUUUCUGCUUGUUUCAUGAUCGAAUAUUCUGCCAGAUUAUAGGAGAAAAGCAGGACAUCUUUACUGUAUAGGUACAUAUAUAUUGCAUGACUGUGAGUCUGUAAAUCCUACAAAUAUAUAUUGCAUGAUUGUGAGCUUGUAAAUCCUGCAAAUUUUUGUUCAUUUUUAUGGAAACACGUCCAAUUUUCCCAUUU